Moneuplotes crassus is the source of this 1623-nucleotide messenger RNA. Lineage: Eukaryota; Ciliophora; Spirotrichea; Euplotida; Euplotidae. The record is from the annotation of a GenBank genome assembly.
UUUCGACCCCAAAUUUAGCUUCAUUUAAUUAGCAUUUUAAUACUAAUUCCUAAAUCAUGGAGAAAAGGCACAAGAAAUUUGGGUUUGACCCCAAUCUGAGAUAUGAUGAGUUUGAAGGCAGGAAGACCACCACCAUGAAGAAGGUACACACUAGAGCAAAAUACUUCAACCCCAAGAAAGAAAUUGAGGUACCUAAGAAAGAGGUCGAUAAGAAGCAAAAGCUUCAAAGAGCAUUGAAGAAGUUACAGAUCAAUCAUGACUCUGAAGAUGAGGAUAGUGAUGAUAGCCACGAUACUGACUUAUCUCAAAAGAGUUCUCCUAGAGCAUCUAAUACUGCACCUAUGAAGAGGAAGAAGCCUGCUAAACCUAAGAAAUCUAAAGUGCAAAAGAGAUUAGAGAAAUAUGAGCCUCAUGAGGAAGAAGAGUAUAAUGAAGAACAAAUCAAAUUCCUUUGACGUGGACGAGAAGGUCUCUUAGAGAAUUUAGGAAAGUCGGAUUACUUACUCAAUUCAAAUAUUUCUAAAGAAGAGCUAGGUCUUAUGGCUCUCAGGCAAGCAAGAGGAAUUGGGAGUAAAGCGGCAAAGAAAAAGAAGGAUCGUGAAAAAGAAAAGAAGAAGAGACAGAAGAAAGAAAUGAAGAAAACUACCCUCUCUACUGAAAAUCCCAGCGAAGUUGCUAAGAAAUCAAGAAGAAUUAUUGAUGAUAGUGACGACUGUGAUCAAAAUAGCGUAUCUAGCUUAACAAAGCUUACUGAAAAAGUGCAGAAAAAGGAUCAUAGAAAAUGUUUAAAAGAGGCUAAUCUUAACUGCCCUCAAACUAAACAUAAACCCAAAAUUCCAAAGCACAAAUCCUCCUCUACUCAGCCCCAAGAGGCCAGUCCCAACCUUCUUCCCCCAAAACACCCCCUAAAAACCCCCUCUUCCCAAACCCCCCUCGAAUCCCCACCAAAACCGUCCUUAAACCCCACCGACCCUGACCCACAAAUCUCAGCCACUGAAGCCCCUCCCAAUCCUACAGACCCUGAACCAGAAGCUGACAGCCAAGCUGGCACAAAGAACAAGAAGAAGAACAGGAAGAAGAAAUCUAAGAAAUCAAGUAAGCCAAAGCCAUUGCCAGUGCUUGUCCUGCCUGAGUUUAGUUGUAUGUUCUGUAAGAGGAAGUGUCCAGAACCUAUGCGGUAUUUGAAGUGUAAGGUAUGAAAGGAGUGAAAUUUCCAGGCAAUUAAAAAUGAAAGAAUUUAUUCCUCCCAAGUUAAGUGAGAAAGCAGUUGUGUUGGCAAAUGCCGCUUCUGUGAAAGAGACAAUAUUGAGAUAUACCACAAAGAUAGCUGCCUGAUCUGCUACUGGAGUAAUCAUAUCAAAUACCCUAUAAGCUUCGAGGGAACUUUGCACCUUGAUUUCUCUGUUGAGGCUAAAAAUAAACGCAAAGAGGCCCAAAAGAAGCAGAAAUUGGAAGAAGCUAAACUUCGUUACCAAAGAAUCGCUUCUAUGCAGAAAGAGAUAGAUAUAAGAGAACGUAAGGCUAUUCUAAAGAAGAAUAAGAAGAUAUUGCACCUAAAGAAGCUGAAGAAACUUGACCUUAUCUAAUUCCUAAAAUCAGUGAAACAUUAUGCUUUCAAUAUUU